Vigna angularis (adzuki bean) is the source of this 1149-nucleotide messenger RNA. Its product is annotated as protein FAR-RED IMPAIRED RESPONSE 1-like. The record is from RefSeq and is a predicted model, not a curated record. The transcript has 2 exons. Bases 1 to 1149 code for a protein of 382 amino acids. NCBI's taxonomy places the organism in Eukaryota, Viridiplantae, Streptophyta, Magnoliopsida, Fabales, Fabaceae. Gene Ontology annotation, biological process: regulation of DNA-templated transcription.
AUGUCAACUACUCAAAGAAGUGAGGGAAUGAAUGCUUUCUUUGAUGGAUUUAUCAAUUCUAAUACCACACUUCACCAAUUUGUGGUUCAAUACGACAAUGCCCUCAGAAUGAAGGCCCAAAAAGAAAUACAAGUUGAUUUCUCCUCCCUCAACACCACAGUUGCAUGUGGUUCUCAGUCACCAAUCGAGAGAGAAUUUCAACUAGAGUACACACAUGCAAAGUUUGAGGAUGUGCAAACAGAGUUUCGGUCAAGGAUGAAUUGUUUCAUCAAAGAAACCGUAAAAGACAACUUCUUCAACACUUACACAAUAAAAGAGGAGCGCAUGUGGGAGGGUAAAUGUGCAGAUAAAUUUUAUAAAGUGCAAUUUGAUCCACUCACAAAAAAUACCACCUAUUCUUGCCUAUUAUUUGAGUUUAGAGGCAUCAUUUGUCGCCAUUGCCUUUUGUUAUUCGGUCAGGAAGAUGUUUACAGUGUAUUCUCAAAAUACGUUUUACGGCGGUGGAGCAAAAAUAUCCGUAGAAGGCACACUCUCAUUAGAGCAGCGUAUAGUAAUUCCAAUCAUGAACUGGCGAUGCAAAGAUACCAAAUUUUGUGCAAACGAUUCUAUGAAAUAGCUGAGGUAGCUUGUGAGUCGGAAGCUGCUUCUAAUGAGUUGGAAAAAGAACUUCGUUUGCUGGGUAAAAAGUUUGGAUGCAAUUCAUCCAUGACAAAUAACAUCAUUAGUGAUGGAGGUGAACUACGGUAUGACAAUCCGGUCACCGGUACAAUACCCGACACUGCUGGUGCAAGUGUUGAUGUACAUGUCUGUAGCCCUUUAGCAGUGAAGCAAAAAGGACGACCACGCACCAACAGGUUAAAGUCAGUCGUUGAUAAAAGAACCAAAAAAGGGAAAACUGCUUCAUCCAAAAAACUUCAACACCAUUCGUACAAGAUUCUAUGGGGAACCCUUUCUCACUUCCAUGUUGUCCAUCACGUGCACAUCCAUUCUCUGAACAUUCCAGUCAUCACCACCUUUUUGCUGCUAGCCUGCUUCCGUGAAGACCACUGCUACUGGCUGGACCGUGAGCUGCUCUGUAGGCCAGAGCUGGAGCUUGAAGUUUGCUGCCACCGGGAAGUGCUGGAGCUGGCUUCUUCAAGUGUUGCGUGA